AUGGACAGCACUUUACGUUCGCGUGAGACUACUCCAGAGACUCACCCAACUCACGGAGUUUAUUUCUCGCGCGAAACCAUUGUCAGCAUAAUUAAGUCGCUUGUUCCUGGAUGCAGCAUACUAACGAUUGAUCCCCUGGAGCAUGGCAAAUCGUUCAACAAUCGCAUCUAUUUUUUGAAGAUAUAUGUUCCCGAAGAGCUGCGUCUACACGGCCUAAACAGCGGAACGGUCAAUGAUAUGGUUUUGAAAUUGAACGGAAAGUUUUUCGACCAGACCAAAAGCGAAAAUGAGGUGUCCUGCUUGUCGCUUCUCGAAUAUUUCGUGCCCGAAAUUCCAGCACCAAGGGCUCUUGCGUGGUCCGAUAGCAAGAAUUCCCUCGUCCACAAGUUGACUGUCGCCGGGACCCCAGUAAAAAAGGAAUUAGAGAUUCAUUCCGACACCGACGGACAACUUCAGGGCUGGAUCUUGAUGACCCGGCUUCCCGGAAUUCCCUUGUCGACGUUGCAUUUGGAUACAGACAAGCUCAAGGUUGUCGGCGAGCAACUGGCGGAUAUAGUCUACCGCUGGAGAGAGUCGCUCCCUACUUGGGCGAGCGCUGGAAACCUUGCAUGUGGAUUGCCUCAUGGGAAGGACCAAGAUCCAAAUUCAGUAGAAGUUGCUGGUUUGCGCAUUGCGUCUUCUUCAAAUAUGCCUGGUUUUGGUGUCAAAGUUGUUGAGCCUAUCAUAAGCCAGCUUCAGUACUAUCGAGUGAGGCUUGAGACACGGCUCCAGAAGCUUCAGGCACUCGAUAUAUUUGCUGGAAAUAGGCAUUUAAUAGCUCCAAUCAGAGACUUUAUCGCGGUUCGAUUACCGCAGCUCGGAAUAAGCAAUGGGAAAUAUCCUUUCUUAUUCACACACUACGACCUUUCUCCACGCAACGUUUUGAUGUCUGUGGAUCACACGAGGAUCACAGGGAUUAUUGACUUUGAGUUUUCUGGGUUUUUCCCUGAAUUAGAUGACUAUUUUUGCUCCCUCAUUUUCAUUGAUGGUUUCAAGGUUUCAACCUUGAGAGAGGAUUUUCCUGCUGCUUAA
This is a messenger RNA of Aspergillus oryzae RIB40, 1071 nucleotides long. RefSeq names its product phosphotransferase family protein. Bases 1 to 1071 code for a protein of 356 amino acids. NCBI's taxonomy places the organism in Eukaryota, Fungi, Ascomycota, Eurotiomycetes, Eurotiales, Aspergillaceae. The record is from RefSeq and is a predicted model, not a curated record. The transcript has 3 exons.